UAGGAGAGCUAAGGGCAGGACUGGCUUCGAGCAUCGCUGCAGCUAAAUAAGCCAAGAGCGAGACAAGGGCUCUGCAGGGCGAACUCCCGGGGCUGGGAGCCGGGCAGCCUCCUCCCCGCCUCUCGCAGUCAGCGUGCGCUCCGCUCUCCCCGCCUCCAGCCGGGCUGCGCUUCCCUCCCCGCCUCUCGCUGCACACUGCGCUCCGGACUCGGCUGCAGGAGGCAGAGUGAAGAUGAGUUGUGAAGAGAUCCGUGUGUUAGCAGUGAAAUUUGGGCAAGAUUUCGACCUCUAUUUUGCAGAUGAUGAAGGUCUGGAGUGCGACUACUGGAAGGAAGUCUUCCCCCUACAGCACCAGAUCUUUCGAAACGUAUCUAAUCAGGUACUCAUGGUACGGCUCGGACCAGAGAAUAAUGUCAUGAGUGUAUUUGAGUCUAUGACAGAUCAAGAGAUGAUACAUGGAUGUGGAGUGCAUUUCAACAUCCACUAUUACAGAGACAACAGGCUUGAGGACGGGAUGUCUGUGGCAUUCAGCGUCCUGGUAGAAAACAAGACUUACUGUAUGUACUGCACACAUGAAGGUGGGGAAAAGACUGUUCGAUUUAGGGAAGAAGUUGUUCCCAAAGAAAUUCUGGAAAACAGCAGUGAUAUCAUCUUCAUCCAAAAGUCAAUUUCACCAACAGACACAAAAGCAUUCAAAUUUGAAUCUUCACUCAUGCGAGGAUACUUCUUGGCCUUUCAGAAAGAAGAGGACUUAAGCAAACUGACUUUAAAGCGAUGUGAUGAAGACCAAGUGGAUGAAACCACACAUAUCAUUAUCCCCUAAAUAAAUGGAUUUGAUAAUGUAUCAUACACAAGCAAUUUCUUGGCCAUUUUUGUACAACUUUUAUUACUUAAGCGGUCAAACUAUCUCUAUGCUAAACUGUGUAACCCUCCACUGUAACCACUCAAACACACAGCCUCCGGGCACUGAGUUAAGUUCCUCAGGGUCUAUACUGAGUUUAUUGGCUCCAGGACUGACAAUUUUCAAUUCUUAGCUGCAGCUGAUAACAAAUAUAGAAAAAAAAUAAAUUGGCGGAUAUGGAGCUUAGGAAUUCUAUAAUCAGAGAGAUGUGUGUCUGUUGCUCGUUACAAUAGGGCUUCUGUGGAAAGGCUGCUAUUCACCACAAUGCUUUCUCAAAAAAAAGCAAGUCUUUACAUAAGAUCGUCAUUGCCAACUUUUUGAAUUAAGUAUUAAAUUUAGAAUUAAAUGAACCUUUUGAUUUAUUUUUUU
Chelonoidis abingdonii (Abingdon island giant tortoise) is the source of this 1270-nucleotide messenger RNA. NCBI's taxonomy places the organism in Eukaryota, Metazoa, Chordata, Testudines, Testudinidae. The record is from RefSeq and is a predicted model, not a curated record.